Messenger RNA from Pseudophryne corroboree (corroboree frog), 4992 nucleotides. Its product is annotated as baculoviral IAP repeat-containing protein 1-like. The transcript has 11 exons. Gene Ontology annotation, biological process: defense response to bacterium; pyroptotic inflammatory response; detection of bacterium. Gene Ontology annotation, molecular function: cysteine-type endopeptidase inhibitor activity involved in apoptotic process; ATP binding. Gene Ontology annotation, cellular component: IPAF inflammasome complex. The coding region runs from base 361 to 4230 and encodes 1289 amino acids. Lineage: Eukaryota; Metazoa; Chordata; Amphibia; Anura; Myobatrachidae. The record is from RefSeq and is a predicted model, not a curated record.
UGCCGCCGCACGCUGCCCCCGCAGAGUCUUCCAGGCAGGCAGGGGAAGGUGGUGUGACCCGGCGGAGAGCCCCCUUAGAGUCCUCUGAGCGGCAGAAGCAGUGGGAGGGGAAGCGGAGUUGGCCGGUGCUAUAACAACAUAGACGCCAGUAGCAGCCUAGCAACAGCCACACACACCCUAACCCCAGGCAGGGCCACAGAGUGAGGUGCAUAUAAGCAGUGAAGAAGCGGCCUAUGCAAAUGAGAGAGGAGGAGUAGGGAGAGCCCCUUACUGCAGCAUCAAUAGGCGGAGGUAUUCAUUCUGAAAACAAAUUUUCUAUCCGUAUACAGUAUAUUAAAACAUCUAUUGUCUUCUGAAAGUAUGGACCUAAUAAACAUUUCUGAGUUUGACCCAUCCUUUAAGCCCACGCUGCCAUCAUAUUUUAUGCAUGCUGACAUAGGCAAAAUGAUAAGUAAAAUGGAAGAAAACCACAGAAAGAUACGUGAGCAGCUGCCCAAAGGACCCAACUACUCAAUGAGAAGUGAGGCAAAGAGGUUGAGGAAUCUCUUGAAUCUAGAACCCAUGUCAACCUGGUCUCCACAAGAGCUGGCGUCAGCUGGUUUCUUCCGGACAGGUGUGGAUUACAGCUGCCAGUGCUUCAGCUGUGGGCUGGUACUGUGUAAGCAAUCCAUAAUUGCCACCCCUUUAGAGAACCAUAGAAAAUUCAACCCUAUGUGUGGAUUUAUUCAGGGAGAUGAUGUUGGGAAUAUAUCAAAGUAUGACAUCCGCCUGCAGCCUGCGUUGAAGGAUAGCAAGGAAUCAAUGCAGAAUGAGCAGAUCAGAUUGCAAUCAUUUACCUGCUGGCCUGUGUAUGCUUUACUGGAGCCACGUGUCCUUGCACAAGCUGGAUUUUUCUUCACAGGGACAAGAGACACCGUCCAAUGCUUCUCCUGUGCUGGAUGUCUGGGGAACUGGGAGGAAAAUGACGACCCAUGGAGAGAACACGCAAAGUGGUUUCCUGAGUGUGAAUUUCUCCGGAGCAGAAAAUCAAAGGAUGACAUACGGCAGUAUAUUAAGAAUUACGCAAAAUUUGAAGGCUUAACAAGUAUAUCAUUCACAAGUAUUCUGGUCAAUCGAGAAGUAGCAGUACCAGAAAUGGCAAAUACUCUGUUUUGUGAAACACUGGAAACUUUGAAGAAGCAGCUUAUUGAAAAGUAUCAUGAUCCAGCUUUCUAUAAUAUGACCCCAUUUGGUGAUACAGUUUCAAUAGAUCUCACCUCACUGUUUGCAGAUAUCUCUGUUGUGUUGAAGGACACCAGAAAUCAUAUAAUGCAGCACCUCACAUUACCGGACAUCCUGUCAGAGCUGAGGGACAUCACUAUGAUAGAAGGAGAAGCCGGCAGUGGGAAAACAGCUCUACUCAAGAAGAUUGCCAUUCUCUGGGCCUCAGGGAGGUGUCCUGUCCUCAGUAGGUUUAGCCUCGUGUUUUAUAUAUCUCUAUCCUCCUCUGACAGCCAACAUUCUCUGUGUGACAUUAUCCGCCAGCAGCUGACGGGAUCCACAACAUCUCUCACUGAAGAGACCCUGGGGAACAUCAUAAAGCAAUUAAAAGAGAAGGUCCUGUUUCUCCUGGAUGACUAUGGGUUGAUGGACUCCACUCCAGGAUCCAUAGAAGAACUUUUACAGAAGAACCCCUGGAACAGAGUGAGUCUGUCAGUCACAGUGGGAACUGACAAAGGCUGGAAGUUGCGUCAAAAUGCCAGAACCAUCCUGAGCAUCCAAGGAUUUCCUUUAAAUUCCACUCUGUAUUUAGUGAAAAAACUGUUUUCACAUGAUAUUGAGUGGGUAAAGACAUUUUUAAUGAAGUUAGAAACACUUGAAAACUUAAGAGCUGUUUUGCAAACACCUCUAAUUGUUCUUGCGCAAUGCUCCUCCUGGAUUCAACACCCUGGCUGUAAUAUAUUUAGUGACAUACAUGCUUUUAAAGCAUACUUGAAAUAUUAUACCCUUAAAUUCCCUAAUGAGAUUCAACUAGUGCAUUCUCUGGUGUCAACAUGUGGAGAACUUUCCCUCAAGGGUCUUUUUCAGCGCCAGUUUCACUUCACAGAGCAUGACUUAAGAGCAGCUGGAGUGGAAAGUGACAAGGCCGUCAAAUUUGGACUUUUAAGCAAAUUCACAGCCCAGAGGCUUCAAUCGAUGUACAGGUUUUUUGACUCUUCAUUCCAGGAGUUUCUUGCUGGAAAGAAACUGAGUGAACUAUUAGAGUCCGAAAAUCAGGUGGAAUUGGACAAAGGUUAUCACUAUCUUCAUCAGAUAAAUUCUUUCCUCAAAUUAAUUGGACCUUACAGCUAUUUCCUGAGAUAUGCCAGCAUGAUUUCCACAAAAACAACUGCAAAGAUCCUGACUUAUUUGUUCAGCUUGUAUGACAGGCCUGAGGCACUGGACAGCCAUCUAGACAGCAGAGAACAUUUGCAGCGGCACCCAGAACUUGAACUUGAGGAGGACCUUUUCAUAUACACCCUACAUAAAGCAAUCCCUGAAGAGAUUCAUGUAGACUGUAUGGAUCGAUUAAUGACAUUUGCUAUUGAAGCAUCAGUUGAAAGUAAAAGUCUUCCUGACUGUGCUCCAAUAAUCAUGAAGUUUCUCAAUGGGAAAACAAUGUCCUUCUCUGUAAGUCCUCUCAUCAUGACAUCCUCCAGGAGUUUACUCAUUUUCAUCAAAAAUUAUCCAGAAAGUAUUAGUUUGUUCAGCUGUGUUAAGCUUUUCAUGUAUGAUACAAGAAUGUCACACAAAGCACCAACUGAUGUCUCAGGCUUGGCACAGGCAUAUGAAAAAUAUGGAGUUCCAACAGUGGAAAGGGAUUACUCUUCUGCAUAUCUUUCCUUUCAUAAAACGAUGCAAGAUAACGAAGAGAAAACAACUGAGACAGAUAAAUUCCUUUCCCUUUUUCCUCAGGAAAUUGUAAUAGGUGACAUAAUUGUUCAAUCAUUCAUGUCACUUAUGGGAUACAAAGUGCCUAUUUUCAAAGUUCAAGCAGUUGGUAUUAACAGUGGCAACUUCUCUCAACUCAACUGUGAAAAAUUCCAGAUUUUGUUCUCCAUGUCUGAUCAUAUUGAAAUUCAGCUGAUCAACUGCAGAGAUUUCCUGAAGAAUAUUGGGUCAGCCAUUGAGGGGUCUUUGAGAUCCUUCAGGAAACUGAUUAUAUGUAACACAUAUCUGAGCACAGAGGAACAAAAUUUAAUUCUCAAGAUGUCUUCUCUAGAAUCUCUAGAGAUUGAAAAUUCUCAGGGGACUUGCUAUCCAGAAUUGCUGGUUUGUGGCAUUCACAAAUUUCCCUGCUUGACGGAAGUGUCUAUUGUUCUACCUAAGAAUCCAGAGAUUGUAGACCAUUUGCCAGAUGAAUUUCAAGGACUGAGCAGAAUGAAGAAAAUUGUAUUUCAAUCAUCGAAUUGUAGAAAUGAAUCAACAAAGUUUGUUCAGUACAUACAAAGCUUUCCAGAUUUGGAAGUAGUGCACCUAGGUUUUGGAAAUCUGGAUUGUGAAGGCCUGAUGGACUCCCUCGCAACUUGCAAGAAGCUGAAAGAAUUGAAUCUCUGUGGAUCAGUCCUAAAGGACACUGAUAUGGCUUUACUGGCUCAAACAAUGAAGAAUUUUAUGUCUUUGAAAAUUCUCAACUUGAACAAAGAAAAGAUAAUUGGGCAAGAUAUUGCUGAGAUCUUCGCUGCUGCAUUGGGCUCACUCACUCACCUGGAGAAGUUGUGGUUGCCCGUGGGAGAAGGAAUGGCUCAUGCUGCUAAACUGAUUGUUGAACAGUUUCAGAACCUUCCAAACCUUCAGUUCCUCACCAUGAUGGAGAUAUUAGAUGAUGAGAGCAUUGUACUGUUAGCUGAAGCAGCAAAAAACAGCUUCCUGACAAAGCUUCAGCAACUUGAAUUACAAAUGAAUUCCGAAAUCUCUGAAUCUGGAUGGACGACUUUUUUUGAGAGAGCGGGAAACAUGCCGGAGUUAAAUAGGCUGGAUAUCAGCAGGCUGUAUACUCAAUCAAUAAAGUCUCAUGCCACCACAGUCACAUCUUUUGUACAACUUGUGUCUAGACUUCCCAGUCUGGUGACUAUAAAUAUGCUUGGAUGGCUGCUUGAUGAAGAUGAUUUCAACAUGUUCAAUGCAAUGAAAGAGAAUCACCCUCAAUCCAAUAGACUUACCAUUGCAUGGCAGUGGUACUUGCUCAAUUCACCAAUUAUUGAAGAUUGAAAGCAUUCGAAACUCUUGUAUCAAUCUUUUAAUUGAUCAAUAUAAAGAUUAUUGGUCAGUAUUAAACGUUAUGUGGUAUCAUAGUACAGUAUAUAGUGGUAGAAGGUGUGAGAAAGCUACUAAACUUUUAUUGUUAUAUAAACAUACUCUGUGUGGGGUUUUAGUUGGCCAACUAGGCACAUGUCUAAUACCUCUUUUCCACCCAAGUCCCGAGUCUGAUCUGAUAUUUGGAACACAGUUCCAAACCGGGCUAAACCCGGGACUGGCCACUUUCCACUGCAGCUCCAACCCGGAUUAUUCCCAGGUCAGAGCCAUUUACACUGCACACGGAAGCAGCUGCUGCCAAGAGUCUCACCUGCAGUGAGACUCCAGCUCCGACCCCUGACACAACCCGCCCCCCGAAUAAUGUCAUCACUGCAGUAAGCAGCCAGGAGUCUCACUGUCCUCCCCAUGCUGUAAACGGGAUUCGGGUCAGAUGACUCUGCUUACCCAUUUAAACAGCCCCUUAAUCUGGGUCCUUUCUGGGCCCAACCCCGCAAGUUAGCCAGUUUGGACUCCUGGGUCACUGGACCCAGAUGAACCCUUUUGCACUGAGCCACGAUCUGGGAUAGCACAGCAAUAACCCAGGUUUUAGCGGCUGUGGAAAAGGGGUAUAAGAGAGUGCUAUACUGGUGCAACAUAGGAAUCAUAAUAUGUUGUUUUAUUAGUGGCUGAAAUGAGGCUUCUAAUAGUCAUAGCAGUAGUCAAGCCCUGGGCUCAUGA